CAUCUCUCCUCUCUCUCUUUAGAGUUGGGCGUUAAAAAAUGCCCCAAAUCGGGAGCUUCAAACUAUUCCUCCCAACCAAAUACUCUUCUCAUUCUCUCUUCCGCCUUAAUUCCUUUCCUCCCUUUUCUCUAUUUUCUAAGCCUAAAACCAAAACCCUUUCUAAACCCUUUUCUCCUCUAACCACCACUACCACUGUCUUCUCUUAUUCUCCAGGAAAACAGCAAAGAAACACUCCUCCUUUGAGGAUUAGAGAUAACAGUACUCUCAGAGAAGUUAAAAAGAGAGAGUUAGGGAAAGAGAAAGAACCAAUGAAGGAGGCUAAUGAAGCUGCUGGGUUCAAUAAAAGAAGAGCUGAAGGAAGAGAUAAAAAUGAUAAACCCAAAACCCUUCAGUUGAAAAAUCGGAAACUGAACCCUGUCAACACUUGCUGCUAUGUUCAGGUAUUGGGAACUGGAUUAGAUACGCAAGAUACUUCACCAUCAGUUUUGCUGUUCUUUGAUAGGCAGAGGUUUAUUUUUAAUGCUGGAGAGGGGUUGCAAAGGUUCUGCACAGAGCACAAGAUUAAGUUAUCCAAGAUUGAUCACAUAUUCCUUUCUCGUGUCUGCUCAGAAACUGCUGGUGGACUACCAGGUCUUUUGUUGACUUUGGCUGGGAUGGGAGAUGAAGGGAUGUCAGUUAACGUAUGUGGUCCCUCUGAUCUCCAAUAUUUAGUUGAUGCUAUGAGAUCUUUCAUUCCAAAGGCGGCAGUGGUUCAUACUCGUAGCUUUGGACCUUCUUUGAUUUCUGAUGGAGCUUCAAUCUCCGAGAGUGAAACAUUUGCAGAACCUAUAGUUUUAAUUGAUGAUGAGGUUGUGAAGAUAUCUGCUAUCCUUUUAAGACCAAGUUGUUGCUCAUCAUCAAAUUCACAAGAUUCAGACACGGAAAACGUGGCAGUGCUAAAGCCCGGCGAUAUUUCUGUUAUAUAUGUCUGUGAAUUACCUGAGAUCAACGGAAAGUUUGAUCCAGAGAAAGCUAAGGCCCUUGGACUGAAACCUGGACCUAAACUUCGUGAUCUGCAACUUGGAAAAUCAGUCAUGUCAGACUUUCAAGAUAUCACAGUUCAUCCAAGUGAUGUGAUGGGUCCCACAAUUCCCGGCCCUAUUGUGCUCCUUGUGGAUUGCCCUACCCUCUCUCAUUUGCGGGACUUGAUAUCUCUACAAUCUCUGAAUAGUUACUAUGACGGUGUUAAGAUUGUGAGUUGUGUUAUUCACCUGAGUCCAUCAUCUGUCACAAUGACUGCUGAGUAUGAUACUUGGAUGAGAAGAUUCGACGGAGCCCAACAUAUCAUGGCUGGACAUCAAAAAAAGAAUAUGGAGAUUCCAAUUCUAAAAUCAAGUGCAAGAAUGGCAGCUCGACUUAAUUAUCUUUGUCCCAACUUCUUUCCUUCACGGGGAUUUUGGGAUCAUCAGCAUCUUAUCAAUGGUAACCCAGAUAUCAUAGCAUCAAGUGUGGUUUCUGUUCCAAAUCCAUCUGAAAGUGUUGCUGCUGAAAAUCUUCUUAAGUUCCACUUGCGUCCUUACUCACAUUUUGGGUUGGAUAAAUCUUCGAUACCGGAGUUGUUGACUUCUGCAAAGGCAAUUGAUGAGCUUCUCUUAGAAAUCCCUGAGAUAGUAGAUGCUGUAAGUGAAGUUAGUCAUCUAUGGAAUAAGAUUGGAGAUGCUAAAGAGUUGAUACUUUCGCCGGAGCAAAAUAUUAUUAUGAUGGAAGAACCAUGGAUGGACGAGAAUGCUUCUGUUCUUGAUAAAAACUUAGGAAAGCAAGGUUCAGAUGCAGCUCUAAAGGAGAUUCCACGUAGCGUCAACACGGAUGACCUUAAUCACGACUCUAGUCUUCCUAGUUGUUUGGAGAACAUGACAAGAGAAGAGAUGGAGAUUGUUCUUCUAGGAACAGGUUCAUCCCAGCCAUCAAAAUAUCGCAAUGUUACUUCCAUCUUCAUUAAUCUUUUCUCUAAAGGAGGUUUGCUCCUAGAUUGUGGCGAGGGAACUCUAGGACAAUUGAAAAGAAGGUUUGGUGUAACGGGUGCUGAUGAUGCUGUGAAAGGUUUAAAAUUUAUCUGGAUUUCACAUAUUCAUGCAGAUCAUCACACCGGUCUUGCAAGAAUUCUUGCCCUCAGAUGCCAAUUGUUAAAAGGUACAGUUCAUGAACCAAUAAUUGUUGUUGGACCAAGGCAACUGAAGAGAUUUUUGGAUGCAUACCAAAGGCUCGAGGAUCUAAACAUGCAGUUCCUCGACUGUGGUCAUACAACGGAUGCUAAAUGGGAGGGUUUUGAAAGUCAAUCUUUUCUGAGAAGUGCAAAGGAAGAGGUAAAUAAGGAUGAUGGGGUGAAAGAAAUAGCUCAAAAUUUGGAGACGAGUUUAUUUGUUAAAGGAAGCCGCAUGGAGAGUUACUGGAAGAGACCAGGAAAUCCUGGUGAAACAACUGGGGUUUUUGAAAUUCAACAAAAGUUGAAAAAGGUUCUAGGUGAAGCAGGUCUGGGAGCUCUGAUCAGUGUUCCUGUCGUGCACUGUCCUCAGUCAUUUGGCGUUGUUCUAGAGGCUGCAUCUAGACUUAAUAAUGAAGGUAAAACUAUACCCGGUUGGAAACUUGUUUACUCUGGUGACACCAGACCUUGUCAAGAACUGAAAGACGCGUGUCAAGGAGCUACUGUUCUUAUACACGAGGCAACGUUUGAGGACACUAUGGUGGACGAAGCUAUAGCAAGGAAUCACAGUACAACAAUGGAAGCCAUUGAAGUUGGAGAAGGUGCAUAUCGGAUCAUCCUCACACAUUUUAGUCAAAGGUAUCCGAAGAUUCCAGUUUUUGACGAGACACAUAUGCAUAAAACAUGUAUUGGUUUUGAUAUGAUGAGUGUUAACUUAGCAGAUUUGCCAGUGCUUCCGAAGGUUCUUCCACACCUCAAACUCCUAUUUAAAAAUGAAAUGAUUGUUGAAGAAUCUGAUGAUACUGUAGACUCUGAAACCUGAUAAUGUUUUUUUACCUUUGUUUCAUUUACUUGUUCAGAAAACAAUAACGCCAUAACCCCAUUGAGAUUCUUUAAUCUAUCGAUAUCAAUUUUUGUA
This is a messenger RNA of Papaver somniferum (opium poppy), 3098 nucleotides long. Its product is annotated as tRNase Z TRZ3, mitochondrial-like. Bases 39 to 3002 code for a protein of 987 amino acids. Gene Ontology annotation, biological process: mitochondrial tRNA 3'-end processing. NCBI's taxonomy places the organism in Eukaryota, Viridiplantae, Streptophyta, Magnoliopsida, Ranunculales, Papaveraceae. The transcript has 12 exons. Gene Ontology annotation, molecular function: 3'-tRNA processing endoribonuclease activity. Gene Ontology annotation, cellular component: mitochondrion. The record is from RefSeq and is a predicted model, not a curated record.